This is a messenger RNA of Aspergillus glaucus CBS 516.65, 580 nucleotides long. RefSeq lists its product as uncharacterized. NCBI's taxonomy places the organism in Eukaryota, Fungi, Ascomycota, Eurotiomycetes, Eurotiales, Aspergillaceae. The record is from RefSeq and is a predicted model, not a curated record. The transcript has a single exon. Bases 91 to 288 code for a protein of 65 amino acids.
ACCGCGCAACUAGCCUGGGAACGGGCCUGGAGCGUGACCCCCCCGUCCGCUCCAGGAGCACCCACAAGACGCCUAGUCCUCCUGCCAUACAUGAAGAGUCUCCUCCCCUUUCGGGGAAUGAGGAAGGCAUGGAGUAGCAUUCUCAUCCAACUACGAAAGCAGCGGGUUGGCCUCAACUAUUUCCUCCACCGCAUCGGCGUAGCCGAAUCCCCACGCUACACCUGCAAUGAAGGGGUCCAAACCCCCAAAUACGUCAUCCUCCACUGCCCCCGGUUCCGCCACCAUUGACGGCUCUUCUCCAAGUUGCGAUACUUUGCGCCGGAAGUGGGAUCUGACUACAAAGCAAUGAUCUCAAACCCCGCUGCCACACCUCUGGUGGCCGACUUCAUGCUCCGCACAGGACUACUAGGGCAGUUUAAAGCAGUCCAGGACGCCCAGAUACAGCAGGACGAACUGUCAACAGAUGAGUCCAGCCAAGACGAGAACUGAGUGAAAACAGUGCAGUUUACAGACCCUAGAGCUGAAGAGCACGACUUCCCAGCACAGCUCCUUCCAUGGCCCACCCAGCCGAGCCCACAAC